GAGCAGCAGCGAGGCAGCCGCCAGCUGGUCCCCAGCGCCCGGUGCUGCGUCUGGCCAGGCGGGCGGCGAGCGGAGCUCCCCAGCGAGCGGACACGGGCCCAGGCAGGUUUCUCCUGCGUGCCCGGCCGGACUGUGGGGCGAGCGGCCCCGCCGGAGCGCGGCACGUAACCGGGCAGCCCUUCAGGCCCAGCCCAGUGGCGCUGGGGCCGUUCCGCCUUCCGCGGGGUCGCCCGGGCAGUAACCGCCGCCCAGGGGGUCUCCGGCCCCGCCCACGCCUGCCGAGGGGGACGCGCGAGCAGCCGAACCCCGCGCCAGGGAACGGACCCGACGCGGCGCGCGGCACGAGGGGGAACGAGACAGGGCAGCGCGUACGCGUAACCUGAGCCGCUCACUCAACCGCCGCCCAACCCGGCGCGUGGCCUGUGUAUGCCGCUAGGGGACUGGGCUCGCGGCUCCUGUGCCCAUUGGCUCAGAGUCAACCUGUGACAUUCCACUACAUCCUGAUUGGCUGGCCGGCCGGCCAGGUCUGGACUCCGCCGGUCCCGCUGUGAUUGUGAACAAAGCCGGAAGACGAAAGAGUGACGGGGCCGCGCUGAGGGACGGGCCGCUGCAGGACCAGGAAGCUGCAAUGGAGAAUGAGCUGCUGAUGGCCUUUCUUUUGUCAUUUUCCAUAUUGUUCUGCGAAAGUCACCGUCAUGAAGUAGAGCUAGCUACUAUUGCACAGACCUCUGAGACAUUCAUUCUAGAUAAGGCAGCUGGUAUCAACACUGAAUUGGCAACACUUAUGCAGAAGCAUCACCUUCAGGAACUUUUCCAUCGUUAUGGGGAGAACAGUACUUUGACUAUUGAAGGAUUUAGAAAGUUGCUGCAAAACAUAGGAAUAGAUAAAGUGAAAAGGGUCACUGUUGGCCACGAUCAUGAUCACCAUCUUCAUCAUAACCAUGUUAUGCUAAGCAAAAACUUUGAGAGAACAGAUUGCCCAAAUCAUGAAUCUGGUGGUGUAAAUAAAGGUCCUAGUAAUGGUCAGGCAAAGGAAUUACAAAGAGUAGAAAAUGCUGAGCACAAGCAGAACUUGAUAAGCAACAAAAACACUGUUAUGGGAAUAACUGCAUCUAGCAACAUCACUGCUACAGAUGGCAAUCCUGUAUUACAGAAUUCAGAAAUCAGAGCAGUGAAGCCUGUUGUUCAUACAAGUCUAACCAGCCCCAGUGCCAUGAAUGUUACAGAAAGCAGCAGUGUGAGUUUACUUGUUAAUGGAAAAGCUAAUGAAUCACUUCUUUCCCUAAGGGAAUCUGAAAGAGGGAGUUACAUGUAUUCUAAAUUUAAAAACCAAAAUACACAAGAGUGCUUGAAUGUAUCAAAACUGAUGAUGUCUCAUGGAAUAAGUACACAAGUAUUGUUGACUGCUACAGAAUUCAGCUAUCUUUGUCCAGCAAUUAUUAACCAGAUUGAUGGCAAAUUCUGCAUAAUGCAUGCAGCUAGUGAAAAGGCUGAAAGCCCUUCAAAAAACAAUUCUUUGCAAAUAGCUUGGAUUGGUGGUUUUAUAUCAAUCUCCAUCAUCAGUUUUCUUUCUUUAUUGGGUGUUAUAUUGAUACCUCUGAUGAAUCGUGUAUUUUUCAAGUUUCUUCUAAGUUUCCUUGUGUCACUGGCUGUUGGGACUCUGAGCGGAGAUGCUUUUUUACAUCUCCUUCCACAUUCUCAUGGAAAUCAUCACCAUCACCACGAGAAACCUUUACUUGAACAAAAUGAAGAUGCCCUGUUCAAGCAUCUUGUCUUUCAAAGUGUAGAAGAAACUGCUUAUUUGGAUUCCACAUGGAAGGGACUGACAGCCCUUGGAGGCCUGUAUUUCAUGUUUCUAGCUGAGCAUUUGAUCACUUUAAUUAAGCAGUUUAAAGACAAGAAGAAAAAGAAAAAAAAUGAAGAUGCAGAAACUAAGAAGUUUUCAACAAAUGAAGAAAAAUUAGAUGCAGAUUAUCGGCCUGAAGGUUACCUAGGGUCUGAGUCACAAGAUCCAUCACACUUCAUUUCUCAGCAACCUGUGGUACAGGAAGAAGAAGAAGUCAUGAUAGCUCAUUCCCAUCAAGAGGAAGCUGACAAUGAAUAUGUAUCCAGGGGGUGUAGAAAUAAAUGUCAUUCACAUUUACAUGACACUCUUGGACAGUCAGAUCAUCUGAGUCACCAUCAUCAUGACUACCAUCACAUUCUGCAUCACCAUCAUACCCAGAACCAUCAUCCACACAGCCACAGUCAGCGCUACUCUCGCGAAGAGCUGAAGGAUGCUGGGAUUGCUACUCUAGCCUGGAUGGUGAUUAUGGGUGAUGGACUACACAACUUCAGUGAUGGCUUAGCAAUUGGUGCAGCCUUUACUGAAGGUUUAUCUAGUGGAUUAAGUACUUCUGUGGCUGUAUUUUGUCAUGAAUUACCCCAUGAGUUAGGAGAUUUUGCUGUACUUCUAAAAGCUGGCAUGACUGUCAAACAAGCUGUUCUUUAUAAUGCUCUGUCAGCUAUGCUAGCAUAUCUUGGAAUGGCAACUGGGAUUCUUAUUGGUCACUAUGCUGACAAUGUUUCAAUGUGGAUAUUUGCACUUACUGCUGGCUUGUUCAUGUAUGUGGCUCUUGUUGAUAUGGUGCCUGAAAUGCUGCACAAUGAUGCUAGUGAUCAUGGAUGUAGCCGUUGGGGAUAUUUCCUGUUACAGAAUGCUGGAAUCCUGUUAGGUUUUGGGAUUAUGCUGCUUAUUUCUGUGUUUGAACAUAAAAUUGUGUUCAGCAUAAACCUAUAAUUUUGGUUACCUGAUGUUGAAUUGAAGAUUAUAGUAGAUGUGGUUCUGCUUUUUCUAUUAGCUACUGUAAAUGAGCUCUAGGCUUUAUAGACUAGGCAUUCUUUUUAACUGAUGUAUCUUUUUUUCCAGAAGUAAAACUGAAUGGUAUGAACUGUUUACACACAGUGCUCAGUAUUGUAUGAGGUACUAUAGAUAACUGCGCUAGUCAGAGUGCUGCACUGUUACACAUGGUAAAAGUGCCAAAUCCAUAAAGGAGUAUCACUUUUUUUACAAUUUUUAUUUUAAAUUAUUGUUUUGUGAAUUCAUUUACUGCAUGUAAUAAUUGUGAGAUUUUAGCAUCUUGUACUUUUUCCUAAAUGGUGCUUGCUUGUAUAAACAAGUGAAAUGGCCAUGUUCUUAUUGUAGUAUGAAAUGCAAAAAUUGUCUACUUUUUGUAUUUCAUGAAACAGUGAAUACUCUUAACAUAUGGGCAUAGUGAGUAUUGUAAAACAAAAUAUUGGAAGAGAGAAAUGUAAUAAAUGGGGUAGAGCUAUCGGCCAUUAUGGGAGUUACAAAUCAGACACAGCUUAUCCAAAGUGUACCCAAGUUGAGUCAAAAUAUGGAAAUUUCAUGACAAAGCUUGCUGCAAUAAUGAAGCUGGAAGAAAUUGUGUGUGUAAUCUAUGUACAAGAAAAAUGACCAGAACUACAAGCUGAGGCAAAGGGAACAACAAGAAACAUGAACAGCUCUUUUUAGAGAAAUGAUGUAUUUCAUGUGGUGAGAUGUGCUAUCUUAAUAUUUGCAUCUAUAUAAAACCAAACAGAAAAUGGGUGAAAUCUUGGUUCUGUUGAAUCAAUGGCAAGGCCUCAUUGGCUUCAGUGGGGCCAGGAUUUCACCCAUAGAACUUAUCUGAAAAAUGCUGCUUCUGCUGCCCACAGUGUUUGAUCUUGACUUUGUACAUGUCAACGGGAUGUCUCCUUUGUAAUUAUGAAAAUGGUAGUACCCAGGGAAGAUAUGUAAACAUUUUGGGGCAUCUUGUAUACUGCUCGGUAAUUUUGUUUAUCUUAAAUAUUCUGAACUCUCUGACAUAGCACUAAGAAUCUCUCUGCAUUUUUCUUAAAUUAUGUAGCUCAGCAUUUAAGCCCAUACACUUUCAUAUGCAAAGGCAUCUAGAAAGAACAAAGUAAUUCAAAAACUUUGGCUCAGCCAAACCAUGAAAUCAUGCAGUCUUCUCACGGGUGCACAGGAAAUAUGGGAGGUGUGUGUACACGGAACGGGGGUGAUAAUUUGUGGAUACCAGCCCUGCAGAAGGACUUUGCUAGAUUUCUCUUCCGCUUUUUUUCUUCUUAUUACAAGACCAGUAGCUGUUCUUUUUCCCUUUCUAUGUUAUAUGGGAGUUGGAGAACUUGAAUCUGAUCUCCAUGUCACUACGGGCAGCGUUCCAUAGCACAUGCUGCUUAGUGCAGCUCCUGCCCUGCCUGCUUUGUUUAUGCUGCUCAUUAGUGGUGGAUAUUUUGUGUAUUGGAAAGGGGAUGCUCUGUGGAGCUGGAGGGCAUCCUCUGUAGUAGCUUUACCCCUCUGCGGGAUCACUGGUGAUGAAGAUUGCUCUGGGGCUUUCCAUUUGAUCAGUGUGUUCCAGUUCCUUUUAGCUCAUCAUGUUUACACUUUAGACAAAUUUUCUUACUAAACGGUUGUGUGAUGAACAUUAACCCUACCUUCAAAUCUCACUACUGGACAUGCUCACUAGCAUGUGGUGGAAGAAAGGAAGGUUUGGUACAGUCUUAGAUUCUAUCAUAAUUACACCUGAAUAAUGGAGAAAGCUCACUGAGUGCAAAGUCUUUAGUAGAGAUGAUUGGUUUAGUCCAAAUAUGUUCACUUGACAAAACAUUAGUAUUCUCUGUUACCAUUGUCUGUGCAUGCAUCUGGUAUUUGUGUUAUAUCCUUGAAAUGGAAAUUCUGAACCUCAUUAUCCUUGAUCUCCAAGCCAGCUUUGAGGUUUAUCAAAGUAAUAAAGUGGCUAACUACUUCAUUUAAUUUGAAAUUGUCUAUUUAGUGUUGCUGGGUAGAAUCUGGGUUUUAAAUGUGGAACUAAAACUUGCCACACUCAGAGGUUUCAAUGUCUUUCCCAUGGCCCUUUUGGACCUAAGCUAUGUAAUGCAACUUAACAUGAAUUAAUGAGAAUAAAAGGAGAAGAUUCUAA
Malaclemys terrapin pileata is the source of this 4958-nucleotide messenger RNA. It is a transcript of the gene SLC39A6, whose product is annotated as solute carrier family 39 member 6. The transcript has 10 exons. Bases 629 to 2779 code for a protein of 716 amino acids. Gene Ontology annotation, molecular function: zinc ion transmembrane transporter activity. Gene Ontology annotation, biological process: zinc ion import across plasma membrane; intracellular zinc ion homeostasis. Gene Ontology annotation, cellular component: membrane. The record is from RefSeq and is a predicted model, not a curated record. NCBI's taxonomy places the organism in Eukaryota, Metazoa, Chordata, Testudines, Emydidae.